Chlorella variabilis is the source of this 1779-nucleotide messenger RNA. RefSeq lists its product as hypothetical. The record is from RefSeq and is a predicted model, not a curated record. Bases 74 to 1732 code for a protein of 552 amino acids. Gene Ontology annotation, molecular function: protein binding. Lineage: Eukaryota; Viridiplantae; Chlorophyta; Trebouxiophyceae; Chlorellales; Chlorellaceae. The transcript has 7 exons.
GCAGCUGACACAGGAGGACAUCUCGGUAGCCUGGCAGAGAACCCCAGCAGGCCCACCAAGGAGGGUGCGCCUCAUGGGGCCACCCCAUGGACUCAGCAAUGGUUUACCGGGUCCACCUACCGAUAUUGCACCACAGCUGGGCAGGAGAGGGCUGAUAGACCGGACCGAGUAUGUGCGGGUGCUGGAGCAGGCACUGCGGGCGCUGGGAUAUGAGGAGGUGGCAGCUCAGCUGGAGGCCGCGUCGGGCAUCGUGCAGCAGCCGCCUGCUGCCGCCGCGUUUCGCCGCGCCGUUCUGUCCGGCGACUUUGACGAUGCCCUGCGGCUGCUGCCGUCUGUUGCGGCAGAUGAAGGGGUAAUGGAUCGCGCAAAAUUCCUGCUCCUCAAGCAAAAAUACAUGGAAGGCGUGCAGCGUGGGCACACCGCCGAGGCACUGCAGGUGCUGCGCCAGGAGCUGCAGCCUCUGCGGGUGCAGCAGCAGGUGCUGCACAGCCUGGCGGCGCUGCUGCUUCGGUCCCCAGCUGCCGCUGGCGCAGCAGGCAUGAUGGGCUCGCCGCUGGCGCCUGCUGGCGCGGGGACCACCAGUGGCGAUAGCGCUGGAGGCGUGAGCCCCGAGCAGCUGGCUGCGGGGAGGGCGGCGUUGUUGGAUGAGCUGCAAGACAGUCUGAUGCCGAGCCUGCUGAUUCCAGAGCGGCGGCUGGAAGGACUGGUGGAGCAGGCCCUGGCGAGCCAGCUGGACCACAGCAAGUAUCACAACUGCCUGCACACCCGUCUGUCGCUUUUCACAGACUACCAGGCUGGCGCGGAGCAGCUGCCCACCGAGCCCAGCCAGGUGCUGGAGGAGCACAGCAGCGAGGUGUGGUGUAUUGCUUUCUCACUAGACGGCCGCUGGGCGGCAUCGGCGAGCAAAGACGGCACAGCGCUGCUCUGGUCUGUGACGAGCAGCGGGCGGCUGGAGGACCCGCGCCUGCUGCUGCGGCAGCCCGUGCCCUGCCAGCUGGUGGCCUUCAGCCCUGACAGCCAACUCAUCCUCACCGCCUCCCUUGACUCCAGCGUGCGCCUGCACGAGGUGGCCUCCGCCAGGCAGCUGCGCCAGUUCCCGCAGGGUCAGGAGGCCGUAGUGGCCCUGUCGUGGUUCCCCGGCAGCCAGCUGUUCCUGGUGGCCACACAUAAGCAGCUUUCGGUGCUUUCAAUCAGCGGGGCGCCGCACCAGCGCCUGCCCUCACCGCAUUCAUACGUGUAUGAUGCCGUGGUGGGGCCCGGCGGCACCUGCAUCCUCUCUGUGGGCCAGGACCGCAAGAUUGCCUUCCAGCGGCUGAGCGACCAGCGUGUGGAGCUGGUGGGCGAGUCUGGCACCGUGACCAGCAUGAGCCUCAGCCCCUGCCAGCACUUCCUCACCACCAAUCUGGCCGACAACUGCGUCCACCUGUGGCAGCUGCCGCCAGGCCUGGGGGGCCAGCAGGGCACAGCGGGAGGGCCCAGCCGCUACGUGCUACGCAGCUGUGUGGGCGGCGCCACCAGCGGUUUUGUGGCAUGCGGCGCGGAGGAUUGCCGCCUGUACCUGUGGAGCCGCCACUCGGGCGACCUGCUGGAGUGCUUGGCGGGGCACACGGGCUGCAUUAACGCCGUCGCCUGGCACCCGAGGAUGCCCCACCUCAUCGCCUCCGCCUCAGACGACGGCACCAUCAGGACGUGGAUGGCUGCAGCAGCCAUGAAGGGAGCCAGCUUAGGCUGACGCGUUGCCCCAACAUGCCACUGUUGCCAAGCGCAGCGCCUUGGCUG